Molecule: messenger RNA, 3522 nt
Organism: Didymella exigua CBS 183.55
Lineage: Eukaryota; Fungi; Ascomycota; Dothideomycetes; Pleosporales; Didymellaceae
Exons: 3
Coding region: 1-3522 (1173 amino acids)
Biological process (GO): vesicle-mediated transport; autophagy; endosomal vesicle fusion
Cellular component (GO): cytoplasm; fungal-type vacuole membrane
Source: RefSeq, a predicted model, not a curated record
AUGGCAGCAGCAGCAGCACUCCCCCCGUCGACCCGUCUGCCGCCGCAGGACGGGCCGUUUGUCCUUCGAAAGCUCGUGGCGGGCCUGCCGCUGUCCGCUGACGGCGAGCCCGCGGAUGCACGCAUAACCUGUGUCGAGGUCUGGGACGGCAACCUCUACGUGGGCACCUCGGCCGCCGAGAUCCUCCACUUCGUCCUGCUGCCGGCCGAGGGCGAGGACCCGUCCGCAGAGCCCACGGCCAUCAUCGCCUCGCGCCUCGAGCCUCCCCACAGCGACGCCAGCGGCCCCGGCGUCCAGCAGAUCCUCGUCCUCCCCGCCAUCCACAAGGCCUGCGUGCUGUGCAACAACACCCUGUCCAUCUACUCGCUGCCCGAGCUGAGCCCCGACUCGACCUUCAAGCCGAUAUCAUGUCUGUGGGUCGGCGGCCUGGACCUCAACGAGGAAGCGGGCGAUGCAGACGGCGCCGUGGUAGUCAUUGGCCUGAAGAAGCGCCUGCGUCUCGUGCGCAUUACCGAGAACACACCGCCCAUGGCGGUCAAGACGAUCGAGUACGGAGGCUGCCUGGCCUCGGUGAGGCGGGACACGUUCUCUUGCGCCGCAGACAGCCACUCGUACGCGUUGCUGGACGUGAUGCACCAGCAAAAGGUCGGCCUCUUUCCCAUUUCGUCUCUCGACCCUGACGCUGGCCAUGUUGGAGGCGCUGUCGAGACCAUCGCAGCGGCGCCGCUACCGCCCUCGAGAAGCACAUCGUCAGCGACCGCCCCCCCGCAGCAGGGCCACCAGAAGGGGCACAGCCGAAGCACGAGCCUCAACAUGAUGGGCAUAGGCAGUGGGCCCUCGUCGCGGACUGCAAGCCCCCGAGCGCCCAUACAACGCUACGGCUUUGAUGUGCCCGAGUCGCUGUCGCGCACUUCAUCGCCAGCGCCAGCACGUUCCCCCGCUCCGUCUCCCACGCGACCGUCCGAAGGCUCUGUGGAAAGCGCUCCUGCGGACAAGCCACUGCCGCUCCCACCCGGCGACCAGAGACCCAGUGUCGAGGUACAAGAAGCUCCAAAGCCUCCGCCGUUUGUUCCACUUCGACCACAUAUUGCCUCUCCCAAUCCCAAUGAGUUCCUGCUCACCGUUGGCACCACUCCAAACGAACAGGGCGUCGCCAUGUUUGUCAACUUGGACGGCGACAUGUGCAGAGGAAGCAUCCAGUUCAGCAGCUAUCCCGACGCAAUCGUAGUCGAUGGCUCAGGCAUCGAUCUGACCUUGUCCAUGGGUCCUGACAUGGACGCAGAGGAAGGCUACGUGCUGGCUGCAGUCCAUCGAGACGCUGCAGGUAGCCUAGAGUAUGGUGUUGAGAUCCAGAGAUGGGACGUAGAUGGCCAAGACACGAAGGCGUGGCUGAACCUCACACCGCUAGGCCUCUCGAGAGAUGGCAGUACGCACGUCCCCGUGCCUCUUGGAAUACGCACCGUUGUUCAGCCUUACGAUCUUGUGCUUCCCGAGAUUGGUGCCAAGCUGACCGUGCAACGGCUGCAGUUGCCCUCUACAAACGGCUCAGCUGGCGCAGAGACCACCAAGGCACCGCCGACUGCGCAAGAGAAAGCCGACGUUGAGUUCACGGAACGCUUGUCCAAGUUGAAAUCGCGCAAUGUAGUCUGGGCUGGCAACCAGAUAUGGUGGGCUGUCCGCAAUCCACUCGUCACACGUUUAGAUUCUCGCUUGGAGCAAGCUCAAUUCGCAGAAGACGGGACGACCAUUCGGCCAAACCGCAACCCUGUCGAGAGGGUGCUCGGCGAUAUACGAGGCCAAGAUCCUCGCAACGAGUCCGAGUACCUCAGCCUCAUCUACAUUCGCCAGAAAGCUUCCGUGCUUCUCUUCAUGGACGUGGUACUGCGCACCAAGACCAACAUUAUCGUCUUCGAGAAUGAGAAGCGCAUCACCGAACAAGCGCUCAUAGAAGGCGAGGUAGACCCCCGGAUAGUGCUGUCCAUGUUGCCGAUCCUGAGCCAAGAAGUCCUGCAGGGUCCCGAGGGCAUCCAGAUAUCUGGCGGUAUCACAACCGUCAUUGAACGGUUCCUGCAGCAGAACCAUCUCUCCACAAUGCCUGCCGAUGUCAACGGGCCGUUUGGUGAUAAUUUGCUUCACUUUGUUAAGAGGUACCUACAAUUCUGGAAGCGGCGGAAAGGUAUGGCAAGUGUCACAAGCGACCCAGUCGUCUUCAGCACUGUAGACGCGGCGCUACUUCACAUCUUGCUACUGCUGGAUCAAGGCAGUCCGAGCGGCACAUCCAGCCCAGGAUCCUACCGUGCCGAGCUUCACGAGCUUGUCGACAAGGAAAUUGACUGUUUUGAUCGAGCUGUUGAGCUCCUGGAACAAUUUAAACGGCUCUAUGUCCUCAGUAGGCUGUACCAGAGCAACUGCAAAGCUUCACUCAAGGCUUCCAAAGUGCUUGCCACUUGGAGGCGCAUUCUCGACGGUGACGAGGACGCUGGCGGUGCCUUUGUCGACGGCGAAAACGAGCUGCGCAAGUAUCUCGCGCGCAUCAGGGAUCAAUCGCUGGUUGAGGAGUAUGGUGCGUGGCUGGCAAACCGCAACCCCAAGUUGGGUGUACAGAUCUUCGCAGACGAUCACAGCAGAGUGAAGUUUGAGCCGACCCGUGCGGUCGAGCUCCUGAAAGAAAGGGCCCCAGGUGCCGUAAAAGAAUACCUGGAGUACCUCGUCUUUGGGAAAAAGCACACGCGCUACGUCAACGAACUGAUCGCCUUCUAUCUCGACACGGUAAUUCACGAACUCGAGUCCAACUCGGAAUCUCGCUCCACCCUCUCCCAAACCUACGAAACCUACCGCAUCCUCGAACCUCCCAAACCCACAUACCAUCAAUUCAUCACCGACAAUGCCAUCCCCGCAGAAUGGUGGCAAGCGCGUCUACGCCUACUGCAACUCCUCGGCUCCAACCAGCCAGCCACCUCAUCCUACGACGUCGGCCAAAUCCUAUCACGAUUGCAACCGCACGAGCAGGAACUAGUCCCCGAGAUGAUCAUCCUCCACGGGCGGCAAGAACAGCACCAAGAAGCCCUGCGCCUCCUCACACACGGCCUCGGCGACUUCGACACGGCAAUCAGCUACUGCUUGUACGGGUACAGUUCCAUCUUCUGCCCGACCACGACGGGCGCGCUGCCCAUCCCCGCCUCGGAGCUGCCCAGCCGCGCCGCGCAGUCCGCGCUGUUCACCCACCUGCUGACGGAAUUCCUCGCCAUCGAGGACCUGUCGCAGCGCAUCGAGCGCUCGGGCGAGCUGCUCGCGCGCUUCGGCGGCUGGUUCGAUGUCGCGCACGUGCUCGCCACGUUGCCGGAUGAGUGGAGCGUGGAUAUCUUCAGCGGCUUCCUCGUCGAUAGCCUGAGGCGGCUGGUCAGGGAAAAGGCCGAGAGCGGCAUCGUCCGGGCGCUGAGCGAUGCACAGAACAGCCAGAUGAGCGCGGAGAUAGUGCAGAGGCGGGACGCCGCGGGGCCGACGCUUGAGAGCGUCCGCUAA